Molecule: messenger RNA, 2621 nt
Organism: Musca domestica (house fly)
Lineage: Eukaryota; Metazoa; Arthropoda; Insecta; Diptera; Muscidae
Gene: Ufl1
Product: E3 UFM1-protein ligase 1 homolog
Exons: 7
Coding region: 103-2475 (790 amino acids)
Biological process (GO): response to endoplasmic reticulum stress; regulation of proteasomal ubiquitin-dependent protein catabolic process; protein K69-linked ufmylation
Cellular component (GO): endoplasmic reticulum membrane
Molecular function (GO): UFM1 ligase activity
Source: RefSeq, a predicted model, not a curated record
UUGUCAUUCGCAGGUGUUGACGUAGAUGAUUCCAUUGCAUUGCACCUUUUUAAUUAAAACUCUAAUAGAAUUGUUUAUAAAAAAUAAAUAUAAUUAACGAAAAUGUCAACAGAUUGGGAUGAGGUCAAACGAUUGGCAGCCGAUUUCCAGAAGGCUCAGCUAACAUCAACUUUGCAGAAAUUAUCCGAACAUAAUUGCGUUGAAAUUGUCACCUUGCUGCUGGAGAAAAAACUAAUUGAGGUGGUCUUUACAAACGAUGGUAAAGAAUAUAUAACACCCGAGCAUUUGGAACGUGAGGUACAAGAUGAGCUCUAUGUGAACGGAGGCCGUGUUAAUUUGGUGGAAGUUAGCAAAAAUUUAAAUGUAGACCUUAGUCGGAUUGAAGAGGUGGCCAAGAAAAUUGCCUUGGAAAACCCAACCAUUCACCACAUCUUGGGUCAAUUGAUAGACGAAGACUACAUCACCUAUAUUGCCCAGGAGAUCAAUGAAAAGUUGGCACAAAAAGGUGAAAUAUCUGUCAAUGAUUUGACUGAACAGUUUGAUCUGCCAUCGGACUUCUUGCAACGGGAUGUGUUGGAAAAACAUUUGGGCAAAAUUAUCAAGGGUCGUCAAGAUCCCUCAAAUCCCAGGGUCUUUUUCACACAAGCCUAUUUGCAAAGAUGUAAGGCCAAAAUACGUGGUGCCUUGGCCGCUUUAACCAGACCCACAAAUGUCUCAGCCAUACUGCAACAAAUUAAUAUUCAACAGAAAAUCUUCCACACAUUGGUGGAUGAGAUAAAUCCAGCCGGCCAUGUUACAUCGAAAUUGGCCAAUGCCCAGUAUGUGCCGAAUGUCUAUGCCAAAAUGCAAUCAGAUUGGGUUAAUAAUUUCUAUCGUCAAAAUGGUUUCCUGGAAUAUGAUGCCAUUAACAAAUUGGGCAUCACCAAUGCCAAGCAAUUUAUUAACAAACAAUUCCCCGAUGAGGAGUUAUUGUACCUGAAGCGAUGUGCUGUCAGCUCUAAGUUAAUUGAUUUGACUGUUAUGCCUGCCCUGUCGGCAGCCAAACAAUUUGUCGAUUUAUCCACCCUGUUGCCUUCGAACAUGACAUCCUCCGAUAGGGAGGAGCUUUUUGAGGCCAUAAUGUCGAAAAAUACCUCAGCUCUGCCGAAUUUUGUGUUAAUUGGAGCCAAUUCGGGAUCUUCGGUGGUAUUUACACCACAAUAUUUGGAGGAGUUGACACAACCUUGUCGUGAAUUGGCCUGUAGUAAGGCAAAGGCUUCCGUUGACAGCGGUAGUUAUCAGCAAUAUAUUGCUACCAAGGCAUUGGCGGCCAAGUCGGCCCAACGUCGUGGUGGUGAUGAUGAUGACGAUGAUAAGUUGGAUAAACGUGAUGAGCGCCGCAAAAAAGCUGUCUCUGGCAAGGCCGGUGGUGGAGCCCAGGGACGUGAAACUAAAACGAAAUCUACCAAGAAACAUCCCCGCGGCGGCAAAAAGGGAGGUAAAAAUGAUUUCGACAGUGAUGAUGACGAUGAGGUUGGAAACUCUAGAGCUGGUGGUAAUAGUAGCAGUGGCGCCAAGAAACAAUUGGAAUUGGUUACCAUUAAUGAUAUUGUCAAGAUAUUGGAAAAGGAAACUUCGUCACUGGGUAUAGAUGAUUUGAAUGAAGAUAUUGCCAGCAUGUAUCAUGAUCAACUCAAUCAAUUGGCCUUGGCCAAGGCCCAGGAGUUAUAUGAAAUCACCCUGCAGAAGAGUGCUGCUGGUAGUGGUCAAUCCCAUGCUAGUGUACAAGAGAAAAUCAAUACAUUGUUGGUCGAUUUAAGGCUCUAUGAAAAGGGUCUGAAGCUCUUCCCCGCCAAUGCCCAACAGGAUUUGAUGAAAUAUUUGCUCAAAUCCCUUGGCAAUGAUAUCAGCAAUGAGCUGAUACUCUACAUUGCCAAUGAAUGUCAAAUUGAGGUAAAAAAUUCCAACUUAAAUGUGGAUCAACGUAACAAAUUGGCUCAAGAGUGUGGUGGCGAUUACAAAACCGUUCUGCUGGAACUCAACAAGGCCAUUAACAAGACAAUUGAUGAAUUCGUCUUGGCCACAGAAAAUGUUCUGAAAAUAUGCAGUAUGAUUGUCAAGAAGGUUGACAAGAAAAAGGAUCGUCAAUUGAUAAUACAACACCGUGAAAAAUUACUGGAACAACUGCAACAAUGUUCGGAACCUGCAUUGAUAUUGCAUUUAACUUCAUUGAUUUUAAUCACCACCAUUACGGGUUGCAUUCUGCAUGCCAGCGGCAAAUUUGUAUCACAAAUUUUGGCAUUUAUUAAUCCCUCAAUGGCCGAUGAACAAAAUAAAUUGUUGGCCAAGUAUCAUGAUUUGGUUAUCAGUGUCUUACGUUUAUCCGCCGAUUCUGAGGAAUAUUCGGCGGCAAACAAUGAAUUGUCUGAACUGGAACCCCAAAUCAAACAAUUGGCGGCAACAUUUGAAAAGCCUGGUGUUUCAAAAUCAGAGUAAAUUGUUGUUGUUGCAUUUGUAUAUAAUUCCAAAAUAUUGCAAUAUUUGUUUUAUUUUUUUAAUUAGUUUUCUUUGGUUCUUUUAGAAACUUCCUGUAAAGUUUGAGAUUUUUAUAUUAUUUUUUUAGUAAAGGAUUUUGAGCUUAA